UGCACCCACGGCCACUCCGACCACGUGGGCAACCUCAACCUCUUCCCGCUGGCCACCCUGGUGCUGGGCUACGACGUGUGUCACGGGGCCGGCUGCUACGUCCCCAACGGGUUGGCCAAGGGGCAACCUUACGUCCUUGACCCGGGUCACCUGGAGGUAGUGGCCACCCCGGGUCACACCAGGAGCCACGUCAGCCUGGUGGUGCGGGCCACCUCCCUGGGGACGGUGGUGGUGGCCGGGGACUUGUUCGAGAGGGAGGGGGACGAGGGGGAGGGGGAGGAACUGAGCGAGGACCCCCAAGAGCAGGAGAAGAGCCGGAGACGAGUGGUGGCCAUGGCUGAUGUCAUCGUGCCAGGGCACGGGCCACCCUUCCGGGUCAUCAAGGAGGGGCCGCGGGAAAGCCGCUCCCGAGUUAAAAAGAAAGAAAUCUCCCUGCCGCCGCUGCUGCAGCCGGUAACACCCGCCCCGGAUCCCGGCACCGGUGCGGGAGACGAAGCCUUUGGGGGCCGCUUCCCCCGGGAGGCAGCGCUCGGCCCGUCGGGGCACUCCCGGCGGCUGUAG
This is a messenger RNA of Calidris pugnax (ruff), 561 nucleotides long. RefSeq names its product metallo-beta-lactamase domain-containing protein 1-like. The transcript is spliced from 2 exons. Lineage: Eukaryota; Metazoa; Chordata; Aves; Charadriiformes; Scolopacidae. The record is from RefSeq and is a predicted model, not a curated record. The annotation marks the transcript as partial.